Molecule: messenger RNA, 477 nt
Organism: Salvia splendens (bonfire salvia)
Lineage: Eukaryota; Viridiplantae; Streptophyta; Magnoliopsida; Lamiales; Lamiaceae
Exons: 1
Coding region: 1-477 (158 amino acids)
Molecular function (GO): RNA-DNA hybrid ribonuclease activity; nucleic acid binding
Source: RefSeq, a predicted model, not a curated record
AUGGGGCAUACAUGGAAGCUUUGGAUAAAGCAGGAGGGGGGAGGAGUGGUCCGUGAUUGGACCGGAAAGUUGCUUGCGGCUUUCUCGACCCCUCUCGAUGCCCACUCAGCUUUGGAGGCUGAACUCAUGGUGGCUCAUUGUGGACUCGAGCUUGCCAACGAGCUAGCGCAGCUCAUAUGGAUGGAGACGGACGCUGAGCAAGUCGCCAAACUCCUCAAUGGUAAAACGUGGGGGCCGGCACACGUCCGUCGGGUCAUGGCGCGGCUCUUCCUCUUCAAGCAACAGCACAUCAUCCGCGUCUCAUCCAUCCCCCGGGAGGGGAACCAAGCGGCGGAUAUGCUCGCUAAGAUGGGCUUGGACCAGCAAAGCUACCUUUGUUACUCUGCCCAAUCAGCUCCAAGACCCCUAAAGGACAUCAUUAGAAUGGAAGAAAUGGGAAUACCCAACAUUCGAGUUCGGUUUGAAGAACACGGGUAG